UUGAAGCUUUACCCGUUAACGUUUAACUACUCAAAAUGUCGCACUGCUUUUGGUAGACCCGAUGGCACAUCUUCCCUCCCUUGCAAGGAGACUGCCACGAACGGAUCCGCACUUCUUCCUACCCCUCUCCAUGCUCCACCCUAUCACUUGCUCACCCUCUCCUUCUCCGGCUACGGCUAUACUACAGCCAUUCCUUAGUUACCUCUUUCGCGCAUUUCAUCAAACACGUCAUUUACCCUCUCCACAGACCCGUCGCUUCUCAACCUUCCAACCCUUCUCAGCUCAAAAUUACCACUAUCCAUUUGACUUUGACAAUUUCAAAUUCAAAGCCACCCACGGCACGCAAGACCCGGGUCUUCCCCGAUUCCUUGAGAUGCUCAGAGGAGUCUCCCAGUGUCCCUCAGAAGCGAAGGCCGUCGAGUCUCUUGACGAGUCAGGCAUCGAAGCGAAUCGAGAAAUUGUUUGCUCUGCGAUUUGGGAAUCGAGGGAAGAGUGGAGACUGGCAUUUUUGGCUUUCAAAUGGGGUGAGAAAUGGGGCUGCACUGAUGAAAAAGCUUGCUAUUUGAUGAUAUGGGUUUUGGGCAAUCAUAGAAAGUUUAAUAUUGCUUGGUGUUUGAUUCGGGACAUGCACACGCACCGUUCUAAAAUGGACACUCGUCGGGCAAUGCUUAUUAUGAUUGAUAGAUAUGCAUCUGCAAAUGAUCCAUGCAAGGCCAUUCGGACAUUCCACGUAAUGGAGACGUUCAGAUUGACCCCUGAUCAGGAAGCAUUCCACACCGUUCUGAAGGCACUCUGUAAAUAUGGAAACAUUGAGGAGGCUGAAGAAUUUAUGUUUGUAAACAAGAAGUUAUUCCCACUGGAGACUGAGGGCUUUAACAUUAUUCUCAAUGCAUGGUGUAACGUAUCUCUAGAUGUAUUUGAAGCAAAGAGAGUUUGGAGAGAAAUGUCUAAAUGCUGUAUUACACCAGAUGCAACUUCAUAUACUCUCAUGAUUUCCUGUUUCUCAAAGGUUGGGAAUCUCUUUGAUUCACUUAGACUCUAUGAUGAAAUGAAGAAACGAAGUUGGAUCAUAAGCCUUGAGGUUUACAAUUCAUUAAUAUACGUACUAAGUCAUGCGAAUUGCUUUGAGGAAGCUCUCAAAAUCCUGGACAAAAUGAAAGGUUUAGGUUUGCAACCGGAUUCUACCACUUACAACUCAAUGAUACACCCUCUGUGCGAAGCAAAAAGGUUUGAGGAGGCAAGAAAUAUACUGACCACUAUGAUGCAGGAGAAUCUCAGUCCAACCAUGGAGACUUACCAUGCAUUUCUUAGGAGUGCAGGUUUUGAGGGAACAUUGGAAGUUCUUAACCGAAUGAAGAAAGCUGGUUUAGGUCCUACUGGGGAUACCUUUCUAAUAAUUAUUGGCAAGUUCUUGAAACUGGGGCAACCUGACCAUGCAUUGAAGGUAUUUAUGGAAAUGAAACAGUAUGAAAUAGUGCCCAAUUCCUCGCAUUACUCGGUGCUGGUACAAGGGCUGGCAAUGUGUGGGUGGUUGAUCAAGGCCAGGGAGUUCUAUGCAGAGAUGAGAUCAAAUGGAUUUUUAGAAGACCCAAAGCUUAAGAAGCUCUUGAAGGAACCAGUCCGAUGCAGUGUACAUGAAGGGAAGCGACAGGUCCAACAGGUUAAUAGAGAUGAGAGGACGAAUCAUAGGAAAGGCAGAAGUAUGAGAUGGACAAAUAAUACCCACCAAUCAAGAAAGAAGAAGAAAUCAAUCGAAAAGUCCAAUUUGGAACUUUGA
Molecule: messenger RNA, 1777 nt
Organism: Juglans microcarpa x Juglans regia
Lineage: Eukaryota; Viridiplantae; Streptophyta; Magnoliopsida; Fagales; Juglandaceae
Product: pentatricopeptide repeat-containing protein At1g80880, mitochondrial
Exons: 2
Coding region: 62-1777 (571 amino acids)
Molecular function (GO): protein binding
Source: RefSeq, a predicted model, not a curated record